GACAGGGGAACCUGACUGUUCCAGUCACUUCGCCUGCACCAGUGAGCGGGCAGUGUGAUAUGAAUUUUAAUAAACUGGAUACUUUCCUUUGCAAAUCAGAGCUGCACGAUAUAUUUGGCUUGCGGCGCCGUUGCCAACCCCAGAACAUUAACGGCAAGAUGUGAAAAAGAAAAAGAGUCCCUGGCUUUGAAUCGUGCCAUCAUGUCAUGAGUUGAAAAUGUAGGCUGCUGGUUUAGUGAAAACAGACCGAGUGAAAUCCAGGCAGCGGCUUGAAACAGAGGAUCGACUGUUAGCGAGGAGCAACGCGUCGGACGGAAAGUUCGACGGAUGUAGUCAAAUCUACUGUACAUAUAUAUAGGCAUAGGAAUGGACGACCAUGGAUCUCAGGGUACCGUACCGCUACCUCCUACUACCAGAAGAUCGACGAAAGGCAAGGCCCCUCCCCCGCCGACCGCCAAGGGCUUGGAUGGUUCGAGAAUCUCGCUGAGACUCGUGGGUAGCCCGCUGUCAGCCAUGGACCAGAAAGAGAACCUCAUCGACAAGGACCUUAACCUGACGGUGGUCCUGCCGGGGGGAGUGGAGAAAAUGGCCACGGUGCCUGGGAGCAAGCCCAUGAUGGAUCUGCUGGUCAUGCUGUGUGCCAAGUAUCACCUGAACCCCUCCGGCCACACCAUCGAGCUCGUCUCCACCAACAGGAACCACAUCAAGUUCAAGCCCAACGCUCUGAUUGGCUCCCUGGACGCAGAGAAGGUUCUGCUCAAACCCAAAGGAGCAGAGGAAAAGAACAAGAAGACUGGACCGCAGAUGCCUGAGGCCACCGUCCGCCUCGUCAUAAACUACAAAAAAACGCAGAAGACGAUCCUGAGAGUUAACCCUCGUGUGCCCCUGGAGGAGCUCAUGCCUGCGGUCUGUGAAAAAUGUGAAUUUGACCAGCGGACCUCGAUCUUGCUGAGAGACGUCCGCUCAGAAGAGCCUCUGGACCUGACCAAGUCCCUCAAUGACUUUGGCCUGAGAGAAGUGUACGCAAGGGACACUAAAAGUGUCAGCACUGCAGAAUUGCCGGCCUCUCCAACACAUGAAGUAGAUAAAAGUCUGCCAAGCAGAGGCAAAUCUCUCAAGGAGAAGGAGAACAAAGGGUUGUUCAGCAUGUUCCGAAAAAGUAAGAAGAAACCCGACCAGUCGACCUCAAGCGCACCGGCGUCUCCGGUCUCCAGCAAGCAGAGGCCGGUCAGCAUGCCUUCCCUCAGCGCCCACACCUCUACCUACAGCUCCAACACCAUGCCCUCCGAUGUGCCAAAGAAGAGGCGGGCACCCCUGCCCCCGAUGACGGCCUCCCAGAGCUUCCCGUCUGACCUCAGCCAGCACCAGCACGGCUCCCAGAGCACGCUGCUGAGUGACGGGGACCAGGACAUGUCUGGGAUCAGUCGGGGGUCGUCCGCAGAGUCUUCCCUGAAGAGGACCAAGAGGAAGGCACCACCACCCCCCACCUCUCCUCCCUCCCUCCCCACACAAGAUGAAACCCCCCAGGAUGGCAGUAUUAAAGUGGGCGUGGCAUCAUGCCGGGCAUUGGAGGGGAUCUGUGAGCAGGAGGAAACGGCUCCGUCUGCUGUCCCGGACCACAGCGGUGUGAGCAACGCCAACGGAGAUGACGGCCGCCUCGACUCGUCUGCCGACGUCCAGAUGGAUUCUGGGAAAUCUGAGCCGGCCCCGCCUCCUGCAGAUGUGGAGAUGCCUAGCGACUCGCCCCCGGACAGGAUGGAGGAAGAUCAUGCCAGUGAUCUGUCCUCAGAUGGCAAACCAGCAAAGGACCCUGGGAAUGAACAAGAGCAGCCGGUUGCUGUUGAGGAGAUGGGUGCUCCCGAGCAUACAGCAGAAGAGGAGCAGCAGGCGGGUGUCUCUGAAAAUGGCCCCACUCCAGAGGAGGAGGGACAGCAGAGUGGCAGUGGAGUGUGCUCUGUACCGCCCGGCACGCCCUGCCCUGCGCCCGCCACCCAGGACGCCGAGACGCUGACCUCAGAUCAGCAGAGCGCCGUUCCUUCCUCUGAGGAGCAGCCAGAGAAGGCGGAAACACCAGCGGACAGUGGGCUGGUCGCCGCAGUAACGGGGGACGCCCCCGCUGACACCCCCUCGCAGCCCGUGCCACCCCCCACGGCCUCGCCCAAGCCACAGGAAGUGCCUGCCCCCACGGAGCCAGUGGGGCUGAAGAGGGACAUGGCCACAUCCACAGAGGAGCUCCGCCCUCAAGAGACCUCUCCCCCGUCGCCGCGGCGACAGAGACCCCCCGCGGCGAAGAGCCCUCCCGUCUACAUCACGGAGGUGGAUUCACGGCCCAAGCCCUCCAAUGAGCUCACCAGGGACUACAUCCCCAAGGUGGGGCUGACUACCUACACCAUUGUGCCGCAGAAAUCACUGGACAAGCUGCGCUUCUUCGAGGUGGAGGUGACCCUGGAGGCUCCGGGGGGAGGCGUGCAGCAGGAGGUGACCACAGGUCCCCCCGACCCCCAGCACGGCCACGCAGCGGCCUCUCCCCCCGCGGGGGACUCCCUGCUCAGCAACGGGACUGUCACCACUGAUGACACUCACCCCGGCAACGUGCCUCCCGCCCAGCCGGUUCCUGUGCCCGCUGUGGCUGCAGGGGGUGCUGGAGAGGUGGAGAAGCCCUCGUCCCCGAGCAAGCCCUCCUCCCCCACUGAUCCCUCCUCCCCGAGCAGCCCCGUGUCCCCCGGUAGCUGGGGAGUCCGGGCGGAGCUGCCUCCGGCGCAGGGCAAAGAGAAGAAGAUUCCGCCCGCAACCAAACCCAAGCCGGGCUCUUUCCGUUUGUCGCAGCACAAAAGAACACCUGGCGGCUACGUCACCUCGGCGGCAGAGAAGAGCGUAGCCGCGGUGCAUGGCGCGGGGCAGGCCCAGGCCCCACCUUCAUCCUCGGCCCCUCCCCCAACCCUGCCCCCACACCCGUCCAUCCCUCCUCCCCCUCCCCCUGUGCAGGUGGAGGCAGAGGUGUCGAAGGUCUUGCAGGGCGAGCCGAAGCCCCAGGAAGCGAAACCUCCGGUCGCUCCCCCGAAGAUCACCCGGCAGUGGAGCCUGCCGGCGCGGGACGCUCCGGUGGGGCUGAGCCUGGAGAAGCUGAGGACCUUCGCCGCCCCGAAACCAUACACCCCCGCCGGCCCCUCGCGGUUCGCCCAGGCUGUGUCCUCCGCCAUCAGGAGGUCCCAGUCCCUCACCCGCGCCUCCAGUGUGGAUACCCCGCCCCCCCACCUGCUGCCCGGCUCCUCGCUCGGGGCAAACUGCACCAUCAGAGAGCUGACAGAACCUUCCAGAAGCUCGGAGGGAGAGAUGGAGGAGGAAAGGGAAGAGGACAUGGCCCCCCCACCCCAGCGAGAGGACCCCUCCGCCUGUGACCCGGCCGGUGCAGGUGACACAGGGGACGUCCCUGAGACCCACGUGGACGGAAAGAACGACCCGCCAACAGUGCCUGACGCUUUGCCUUCAGUGUCUCUGAAUGGAAAUUAACGGGAGACACGGCGCACCAGCGCAAGCGGAACUCGUAUUUAUUGCCCCCCUGUCACAUGACCUGAGGAAGCCUCCUGCACAUGACGGGAAGAGACAGUCUGACUCAAAU
This is a messenger RNA of Megalops cyprinoides (Indo-Pacific tarpon), 3619 nucleotides long. RefSeq names its product cordon-bleu WH2 repeat protein-like 1b (gene cobll1b). The transcript has 15 exons. NCBI's taxonomy places the organism in Eukaryota, Metazoa, Chordata, Actinopteri, Elopiformes, Megalopidae. Bases 367 to 3510 code for a protein of 1047 amino acids. The record is from RefSeq and is a predicted model, not a curated record. Gene Ontology annotation, molecular function: actin monomer binding.